This is a messenger RNA of Echinostoma caproni, 276 nucleotides long. NCBI's taxonomy places the organism in Eukaryota, Metazoa, Platyhelminthes, Trematoda, Plagiorchiida, Echinostomatidae. The record is from the annotation of a GenBank genome assembly.
AUGGGUGACGGGAGUCGCAAAGCUGUUGUAAAAAAUGCGGAUAUGUCAGAAGAGAUGCAACAAGAUGCCAUCGAAGUAGCCACACACGCGUUUGAAAAGUUCAACAUUGAGAAGGAUAUUGCGGCCUACAUUAAAAAAGAAUUCGACAAGAAGCACAGCCCAACAUGGCAUUGCGUUGUGGGUCGUAAUUACGGAAGCUAUGUCACGCAUGAGACAAAACAUUUUAUCUAUUUCUAUACGGGUCAAGUUGCUAUUCUGCUCUUCAAAUCCGGCUAG